Messenger RNA from Ascochyta rabiei, 999 nucleotides. RefSeq lists its product as uncharacterized. The record is from RefSeq and is a predicted model, not a curated record. Bases 1 to 999 code for a protein of 332 amino acids. NCBI's taxonomy places the organism in Eukaryota, Fungi, Ascomycota, Dothideomycetes, Pleosporales, Didymellaceae. The transcript has 2 exons. Gene Ontology annotation, cellular component: peroxisomal membrane. Gene Ontology annotation, biological process: peroxisome fission.
AUGUCUGAAGAGGAUAUCAAGCCCGGCGCACCCAGCGCGGAAGUCGUGGCCGACAAGGCCGAGCACAUCGAGGGCGCCGGCUCAGCUGUGGAGAAGAAGCUGGAGGCCAUCGAGAAGAAGUUGGAGAUUCCUAUCAAGAAAGCUCCGGGUGGUGCACUGAAGCUUCUGAGUGAUGUCGACAAGACCGUGUUGAGGAUCAAUAAGCUCCUUGCAGCACCCGGCGGACUCGCAUCAUUCCUCUCCACGUUCAACUACACUCUUUACAUUCUCGUGUACGCGCAGACAAAAUUGCCCUCCCUCGCCGCCCUUCUUCAAAGGUUCCUCUCCCUCAUUAGGACCUCGAGCGCGGUCACAAAGCCCAGCACUGCGACACUCGUCAAUGCAGGCGCUGUCCCGCCCAUCGCUGCUCUUGCAGUCUUGAUUUCGAAGGCGCGCACAACCCUCCGUCUGUUCGGUUGCUUUCCUCUCUACGCAUGGCUGCGCACGCUUCUCGCUGGCCCUAAGCCCGGCGCAGAUGUAGUCCUGCACCGCAUCGCCACUCUUCAAGCGAGCAGCUACUUCGUUUACCAAGCGCUCGAGAAUAUUUCCCUCCUCGCCGACUCCGGUGUUGUUGGCCCCGCCUUCAUCGCCACAAUCAACCGCGGCGAUUCAAAAACUGCACGUGUAUACUUGUGGGCGUACCGCGCAUGGCUGGGCGGUGUGUCGUGCGACUUCCUGCGUCUGGCGAGGGAGUGGCAGCUUGAGAACCGCAGAAGAACGACAAGGGCGAGAAUGCAAAGUGAGGGCAGGGCGAUUGCUGAGUACCAGGAUGAUGAGGAUGCGAAGUUCGACCAGAGGUGGUGGACUGACGCUAUGAUUGCGAGUGCGUGGUUCCCUAUGGCGCUGCACUUCAGCAGUUCGACUGGUGGUCUGCCAGGCUGGAAUCUAGGCUGGAUGGGACUGUGCGGUCUAGUAGCGGGGAGCACAAGGGUGACACAGCUGUGGGCAAGCACGGCAUGA